This is a messenger RNA of Fundulus heteroclitus (mummichog), 6025 nucleotides long. RefSeq names its product sidekick cell adhesion molecule 1b (gene sdk1b). Gene Ontology annotation, biological process: cell-cell adhesion. The coding region runs from base 1562 to 6010 and encodes 1482 amino acids. The transcript is spliced from 31 exons. Gene Ontology annotation, molecular function: protein binding. NCBI's taxonomy places the organism in Eukaryota, Metazoa, Chordata, Actinopteri, Cyprinodontiformes, Fundulidae. The record is from RefSeq and is a predicted model, not a curated record.
GGAUUUUGGAGGCUUGGGGGCGCCGUCCGCUACGGUCUCUGUGCAGCAGUUAGUGCCCGCCCCCUUCACUUUGACUAGCCAAUCGUUGAAGCCUCUGGAAGACGCUCGACCAAUCAGAGAGGCCGGAUGAUAUUCAAUGAAAGUUUUGCUUUUAGAGUUUUGAAGACCGCGAGGACAAAAACUGAGAGGAGAAGGAUUAACGGAUUGAGCCACAACCGCGGUGAUAGUGGUGUAAAAAAGUGGAUUUUUUAAAUUAAAAACGUAGGGUAUUCUGCUCCUCCAAAAGCCACUCACUCACUGUUAGCGGAAAAAAGCCCCUCUCCCUCCCUGUAUCUCACUCUCUCUCUCUCGCUCGCUCUCCCCCCCCACCUCCGAAGUCAGCGCCGAGGAGAGCGGAGCGGAGCCGGGGUGGCAGGUGUUCAGUUGCGGGAAACGCAUCGCUUCAGACGGUCUCCCCAAAGCUCUAACAGGGGCGCCGACUUCCACCGCGACGGAGGGAGAGGAGAAAAAAAAACCCUGGCUAAAACUCGCAUUACUGAGGAAGAAAACUCCAGUGAGUACGAAUGGACGAGAAUAAUUAAAAUAUAUUUGAAGUUUUUUUUGGUCUUUCUCGGAAGCCGUUGAAGGAAAAAGAAAAGGCUCAACCGGCGUCGCGCGGCAGCUUUGACGUUCAAACCCACUACUUUUUAAAGCUGGAAUUUACACCCUUUUUUUCCAGCUCUGCGUGUACAGACCAGUGUUUUUAUUUUUUUUAAACAAGAAACAAGUUGUAGUGUGUAAUUAAAAAAAAGAAAAGAAAUAAAAACCUGUUGUGUCGUAUGUUUUGUCCCCGUGUAAUGCGAGCUGGUGGCGCAUCACGGCGCGACAAGUGAAACAGGAGAAAAAAGGAGUCCCUCCUCUGGAAGAGUGGAUAUAAUUUACUACUUAAAGUCGAAACUGAAAAAAAAAAAAAAAAAAACAAAAAAGGCUCAAGAUCUUAAUUUCCUCUAAUCGCAGGACAAAUCCAGUGUUAUUCACAGAAUCAAUUUGUUGAUUGCUGUUGUUUUUUUUUAUUCAGAAGCAGAUCACAGAUGGGUAGUUUUCGUGUUUUAUCGCAUCUCAGUCUGAACAGUUAAAUGAUCCACAGGACAAUAAAUCCCCAGCGAAAGGCUUUAAAACAAGCGCGGAUUUGAGGUUUGUUGCAGAGAAUAAGCCGAUAAACGACACUCAAAUGUAUUAAUUCUUCUGCUCAUCAAUCCAAAAGGAGGAAAUAAAAAAAAAAAUGAGGCAUCGUGGCUCUCAGAAGCUCUCUGGAUCGCAGUGAGAGAUUACGGUUUUGUCAAGCCUCCAGAGGGGAAAGUACUCUGCCUUUUUUUACUUAUUUUAUUCUUUUUUUUUUUUAAACCGCUUGGAUCUGGGUAUUCGGAGCGGGAAGCUCCUGGAUCUUCUACCCGCCCUCCUGAUCUCCCCAUCCAGCUCGGGGAAGCACCGAGAGGCUCUGAUUUCUCCCACCGGCACAGGGCAGAAAGGAGCUGCAGGAGCAAAAAAACCGCAGUUCUCUCCGCGGCUUUUACGCGCCAGGAUGACACCGGGAGGGAGCAGCGAGAGAUCCCGGAACCGGCGGAGGAUGAGGGGAGCCAGGAUCGGGACGGCCCGGAGUGGGAGUCUGCCUCUCUGCCUGGUGAUCCUCCUCGGAUCCAGCUGCCACAUGUUGCACGGUCAAGAAGUGGCUCCCUACCUGCAAGGAGGAGAGCGGGGGCAGCAGGUGGUGCUGGAGGGAAACAGGCUGGUGCUGACCUGCCCAGCUGGAGGCAGCUGGCCUUUGCAGUACCGCUGGACCCUGAACAACACCAACGUCACAGACUGGACGCCGCAGUACAGGUUGUCCAUGCCGUCGCUGAAGAGAGCUGACGCUGGCUCGUAUCAGUGCAUGGUGAGGAACCGGAUGGGAGCCGUAAUACACAGGAGAACAGAGGUGCACGUCGCCUUUAUGGGAAAUUUCUCCUCCGGGGAGCAGAGAAAGACGGCGACUCGGGGCCGAGCCGCCAUCAUCAGCCCACCUCCUCUGGCUUCCUUUCCUAGACCCCUGGUCACAUGGUACAAAGAUGGACACAAGAUCAUCCCCAACAACCGAAUAGCAAUCACUUUGGACAAUCACCUAGUUGUCCUGGCAACCACCGCGGCGGAUGCAGGACGUUACCAUGUAGAGGCGUUGAACGAGAUGACAGGCGAGAACGUGACGAGCCCCGCUGUCUACCUGAGCGUCUCAGUUGGCAAGAAAAACCGCGGGUCAACAGAUUCUCUAUCGGAUUCAUCAAGUCAAAGCUGUGGCUGGGCCGGUCCAAAAUAUCCUGAGUCAGAGCAUGUAGCUCCAGCAAUCGUGAUUGGACCUAAAAACACAACAGUGGUAGUGGGCAAGGAGGCUACGCUGGAGUGCAUUGCCAACGCUAGACCAGUUGACGGCCUGGCGCUGUCAUGGAAACGUGAUGGACGUCGGCUGGCCGGUGGGCGUCGGCUCAUUGUUCCUGCCGCCACCUCCUCAGACGCGGGGCUGUAUGUUUGUGAAGCGUUGGUUAGCAACAGCACUGCCAAACCCGUGGAGGCGAGGGCGUACCUGACUGUUAUGGAGCCACCGUCUCUGACUGUUCAACCCAAAAGGAAAAUCUCUGCUGAUCUCGACAGAAAUAUAGAAAUCCCCUGCCAGGCUUCAGGUGUGCCGCAGCCAAGGAUUGAGUGGUACAAGGACGCGGUGCCUCUGUCCAAACUGGCCAAUGCCCGCUACAAGGUCAGCUCGGCCACUGGGCUGACGGUGCGCAGGGUGCAGCCAGGAGACGGGGGGAUAUUCCAGUGCUUCGCUCGCAGCCCUGCAGGAGAAACUCAGGCACACACAGAGCUCCUUGUUUCUAGUGUGGCUCCCACACUUCUUUCCCCUCCCUCUGACCAGACAGUAACUGAUGGCGACACAGCUUUGUUUACCUGUCAGAACAGUGGAGCUCCAAGACCUGCCGUCACCUGGAGGAAAGGAUCACAGGUCAUAGCCAGCGGCUCGGUUCAGGUCCCCAGGUUCACACUGCUGCAGUCGGGGGGUUUGCAGAUUCGACCGGUCAGUGUCCAGGAUUCGGGGGAAUUCACCUGCAUCGCGUCCAACUCCGAGGGAACCAUCAACGCCACUGCUGCACUCACCGUGUGGAGUCGCACAGUCAUUUCUGUGCCUCCAGACGACCAGCGUGUAAUCAAAGGAACCACCGCCGUUCUGGCCUGUAACGCCACGCAUGACCCCAGAAUUAGCAUCAGCUUCAAGUGGGAUCGUGGCGGCGUGGCGGUUCUGCCCAGCAGCGGCGGCCGUGUUUCUGUGCGGCCGGGUUCUUUAACCAUUAGCCAGACGUGGUCAGGUGACAUCGGGGACUACACCUGCAGUGUGACGUCGCAAGCGGGAAACGACUCUCGGUCUGCACGCCUCGAAGUCAUCGAGCUGCCGCAUUCCCCGCGCUCCCUAACGGCUCGUCUCAAUGACUCAGACUCGCGCUCCGUCCACCUGUCCUGGCUGCGCCCCUUUGAUGGAAACUCCCCUCUGCUCUACUACGUCCUGGAGCUCUCUGAGAACAAUUCUCCGUGGAAGGUCUACCUAUCCGAGGUGGAUCCUGCGGUGAGCGAGGUCUCAGUGGGCGGGCUCACGCCGGCGAGAACCUACCAGUUCAGGCUCUGCGCUGUCAAUCAAGUGGGCAGGGGUCAGUACAGCGCCGAAACGCAGAGGAUGAUGCUACGGGAGGAGGCCCCCAGCGCGCCGCCUAAUAACAUCGUGGCCAGUGGUCGUACCAACCAGUCCAUUAUGGUCCAGUGGCAGCCGCCUCCAGAGUCGGAGCUUAACGGCGUCCUCCGAGGAUACGUGCUAAGGUACCGCCUGGCCGGGUUGCCGGGGGACUACCAGGAGAAGAACAUCAGCACCCCAGAGACCAACUACUGUCUGCUGAAGGACCUCAUCAUCUGGACUCAGUACCAGAUCCAGGUGGCCGCCUACACAGGAGCCGGCCUGGGCGUCUACAGCCGGCCCGUCACAGAGUACACGCUGCAGGGAGUUCCCACCGCGCCGCCACAGGAAGUGGAAGUUGUAGCUAUUAACUCGACCACCAUCCGCUUCACGUGGAACCCUCCGCCUCAGCAGUUCAUCAAUGGCAUCAACCAGGGAUACAAGCUCCUGGUCUGGCCAGAACAAUCUCCAGAGGAGGUUAGAGUGGUAACCAUCACUCCUGACUACCCGAGCUCACGCCACACAGGAUUAGUCAGCGGCCUCAGGAAGUUUACCUGGUACUAUGGCUCCACGCUCUGCUUCACCACACCUGGGGACGGUCCCCGCAGCGCACCCACCCUGCUGCAGACACACGAGGACACACCUGGGCCUGUUCGCCACCUGAGCUUCACGGAAAUCCUGGACACAUCCCUUCGAGUCAGCUGGGCUGAGCCACUGGACAAGAAUGGCAUCAUCACCGGUUACAUGCUGUGGUGGGAGGCGCCCAGUGUAAAGUCAAGCCGAGUGGAUCGCUCCCUGUCCAACUCCACCCUUCAGUACCAGCUGACGGGCCUCACCUCCACCACUGCGUACACAAUUCAGGUGGCAGCGCGGACGGGGGCAGGACAGGGCGUGGUCGCGUCCGCCACCAUCUCCACCGGAGUCCCACCAGAGCUUCCCGGGGCUCCUUCCAACCUCGUCAUCUCUAACAUCAGUCCCCGAACAGCGAUGCUCAGGUUCCGCCCUGGUGCUGACGGCAAGACCGCAAUUUCCAGAUGGAUCGUCGAAGGACAGGUGGUGAAGGAGGACGGGAAGGAGGAGGCAUGGAGGGUCGUUUACCAGAAAGACAACGAGCCGGACGCAGACACGCUGGAGAUCCCCAGCCUAACUCCCUUCACUCGGUACAGGUUCAGGAUGCAGCAGGUGAACAUCGUCGGCUCCAGUCCGAUGAGCGCCCCCUCCAGGCUGAUUCAAACACUACAGGCUGCCCCUGACACGCACCCCUCCAAUCUAAGCCUCGUGUCUGCGACACAGACCAGCCUACGUUUUAGCUGGAAGCCUCUCCUAGAGUCCGAGUUCAACAGCAGCCCGGAGACCGUGGGCUACCGGCUCCGUGUGUGGAGGACAGACGGAGACGGGGAAGACAGGACCGAGGACGUAAAGGGCGGGUUCGGAACGUCUGAAGCCACAAUAGAGGGGCUAAGUCCCUGGACCCACCAUCAGGUUCAGAUACAGGCCUUCAACUCCAUAGGACCCGGACCGUGGAGCCAAAAUGUCGCAGCACGCACCGCCGAAUCCGCUCCGUCUGGUCCUCCAGCGAAUGUAACCGCCGAGGCAGUGAGCUCCUCCAGGAUCAUGCUCACCUGGGCUCCACUUCCUGAGGCACAAAGGAACGGAGUCAUUAUUGGGUAUAAGGUGUUGUACAGGGAGAAGGACUCCGACGGUCCCCCUAGUGUUCGGGUGGUAGAAGGAGACAGAAAUUUAACACUCCUCCUGGGUUUCCUCCAAAAAUACACCAUGUAUGCACUGCAAGUGCUGGCGUACACACGGAUCGGGGACGGUCCUCCCAGCGGCGCCGUCCUCCUCAGAACCAAAGAAGAUGUACCUGGGCCCCCUGUCCGCAUGAUGUUUCCAGAGGUCCGGCUGACAUCGGUGAGGGUGGUCUGGCAGCCACCCGCGUUUCCCAACGGCAUCAUUUUAGGCUACCAGAUAUCCUACCGCCUUCAUAGCAGGGAUCCUCUGCGGUGGACCACUGUGGAAGUGGGCUCCAACGCUCGCCAGUUCACCGUCACAGGCCUCGCCUCUGAGCACACCUACGUGUUUCGCCUCACGGCUCGCACCGCCGUGGGUUGGGGCGAACCGCAGGAGGCCCUGGUUGUUACCACUGAACGCCGAGGUAAACAACACACUGCUUUUUCUCAAAGCGCUGUCCAUAUCACCACUCGGGUUGAUUUACCGAAGUUGUGUGUCUCCGUUCUGGAUUGUGUGUCAAAUGCUCUGCGUUAUCAGAGCAGUACGAAGUGAAAUCAAUAAUGUCAG